Messenger RNA from Thermothelomyces thermophilus ATCC 42464, 789 nucleotides. RefSeq lists its product as uncharacterized. The transcript has 2 exons. The record is from RefSeq and is a predicted model, not a curated record. NCBI's taxonomy places the organism in Eukaryota, Fungi, Ascomycota, Sordariomycetes, Sordariales, Chaetomiaceae. Bases 84 to 731 code for a protein of 215 amino acids.
UUGUCGUCAACGCCCUCUUGGGCGUAAACCCCAGCCUGCACUUGCUAAUGCCAAACUACUUCAGGGAUUCCGCCUUUAUCAAUAUGCGUAGGAACCUGCUCGACACCACGCGCGACCUCGAAAAGGCCCGCAAGCGUAUGCAAGAGCUCGAGCGCGAGGCUGCCGACCGCGAGCGGGAGCUGCUCCGCCUCAAGACAGACCUCGACGCCAUCGGCCAAGAUCAGACGGCCGCCCUCGCCGCGCUCAAGUCGUCGGACGAACUUAUCUCCGAGUCGCUGCGGACCGAGCUCGAGGCCACGCGCAAGCAGCUCGCUCAGCGGGCGUUUGAGCUCGAGCAGAUGAAGGACCAGCUCAUGGGAGCGUUGGUGUCCAAGGAUAAGGUCCAGAAGAGGUUGGACGACGCGCUUGCUUCGUCCGCCGCCGACCAGUCUCACGGUGCCCAGGCCGAGUCUUCCCAGGCCAAGGGCAAGAAGGAAGACGCGGAGAAGAUCGAGAAGCUCAGGGCUGCGCUGAAGCAGAAGAUCGAGGUGAGUAACGGCGCGGUCCCGACCUUAGAUUCACCGUAUAUGGCCUCCUUCUUGGGGACGAGCUUCCCUGAUAAGGCGGUGUGGCGGCCAACCCCGGCAUCCUGCGUGCCUCGGUGUUGCGAGGAAAUCAAGCCCGAGAAAGAGAGGACACGGUGCAGAAGGGAAGGCUGGCUCGGGAGGCUGUUGCGUGCCAAAGCAUCCUGAUCGCCCCAGCAGCUCCCGUACCCCCUCUUCUUUCCACCCUUGUACUUCAGGGUGUUGU